Molecule: messenger RNA, 2433 nt
Organism: Nematocida minor
Lineage: Eukaryota; Fungi; Microsporidia
Product: 6-phosphofructokinase 1
Exons: 1
Coding region: 1-2433 (810 amino acids)
Biological process (GO): fructose 1,6-bisphosphate metabolic process; fructose 6-phosphate metabolic process; canonical glycolysis
Cellular component (GO): 6-phosphofructokinase complex
Molecular function (GO): ATP binding; 6-phosphofructokinase activity; AMP binding
Source: RefSeq, a predicted model, not a curated record
AUGGUAAAGAUAGAGUUUAUAUUUGACACGAAGAAAAAGAGAAACGAAGUAAAGGAGUUCUACGAGUCACUGGGCCUAGUGUCUUCGGUGCAGAAGAAUCUUCUGCGGAUAAAGGGAACAGAGCAGACGAGCAUAGUCUCUGCUGCGCAGUCUAAAAUCUCGCUGCGCGCUAAAAACCACCGGGAAAUACUUGAAACACACAAAGACCUGCUGAGAGACCUGGAGACAGUUAGGCUGGAGGACGACGUGGAGAUAGCGCACUCGUACAGAGACCACCACAUCCCCUUCAGAAUCAAGAUGAUGGACCCCCUGGGAAACGACGUGUGCAUUUCCCCGGCACUUUCUCCGAAGACUCUCGGGAUAAUAACAAGCGGAGGAGAUGCGCCGGGAAUGAACUCUGCCAUCUGGGCGAUAGUGAAGGCAUCAACGAGAAAUGGAGCCAGAGUGCUGGGAGUGCAGAAUGGAUACGAAGGACUGAUUAAAAAUGAAAUACAGGAGAUAACAGAGCAGGAAGCAUUCCAGCACAUGCAAACAGGAGGAACCUUCCUGAGGUCUGCAAGAUCAGAAGAGUUUACAACUAAAGAAGGCCUUAAGAAAGCAGUCUCUACGAUUAAAAAAAGAGAGAUUGAUGCGCUCGUGAUAAUAGGAGGAGACGGAACAAUGAAAGGAGCAGGAAGCAUAGCUGAAGCAUGCCCUGAGAUAUCGGUGGUCUUUGUGCCUGGGUCAAUAGACAACGACAUACCAGGGACUGAAUCCAUAGGGGCAGCUACAGCACUGCACAGAAUAAUCGAAGCAAUCGACUGCAUAGAGUCCACGAUGGCCUCGCACAAGAGAGGAUUUGUGCUCGAGGUGAUGGGAAGAGACUGCGGGUGGCUUGCACUCACUGGAGCCUUUGCAACAGAUGCCUCGUAUGUGUUUCUCCCAGAGUACCCGCAGGGAGAAGAGUGGAAAGAAAAACUGCAGAAAUCCGUUACAGAGAAGAGCGAGAGACACUGCACGUACGUAAUACUCUCGGAGGGAGCUAGACACAAGAGUGGAGAAAAAGUAACGGCAGAGGAGGUGUGCCAGGCAAUGAGUGCAGUGGGGAUUGAAACAAGAUCAGUUGUACUGGGGCACACUCAGCGCGGAGGAUCCCCGUGUGCUGCAGACAGGCUGAUAGCGCCAUCUCUUGGGGUGGCAGCAGCAGAGGUGGCCCUGAGCAGGCCUGGGGCGUAUGCCAUAUACACAGGCGAUACGGAAAGAGUGCUGGAUUUGUUCGUGUGCAUCAACAGAUGCAUUCAGUUCAACGAAAUAAUAAAGAAAGAGCCAGAUGGAGUAGCGAAGGUGCGAGGAAAAGAGUUUGUGGAGAUGUACGAGUCGUUUGAAAGUGGUUCACUGAAUGGAAAACAGAAGAAUUGUGCUAAUGGAAGAGCUAGUAAGAGCAAAAAGAGCAAAGACUCAGAGGUAAAAGAAGGAAAAGAGACUGACAGUGUGGAGGUCAGUAAGAAAGAGAAAGAAAGCAGUGGGAGUAUGCCUAACUAUGCAGUGGCUAUGAUAGGGCUGGUGGGAGCUGGCGCUGACACAAUUCUAUCUAAAAUGGAGUACUAUGCAAGUGCUCGCAUGAAGAAAGUAGUAAAUCUAACGAAGCACACGUAUUUCAUCAAAAGAAACUCAAAAAUCAAAAAAUCAGAGCUGGAAACAGACUUGCUCCAUCUGAAGGAGAUAAUGAACGAUAAAAAAAUAGGCACAAUAGUUCUUAUAGGAGGGCUGGAUGCUCUGGCAGAGGGAAAAAGACUCUCCUCUGUCUUUGAGAAUGUGUAUGUCAUUCCCUGCACAGUGAGCAACAAUGUCCCAGGGACCACAGUGAGUAUAGGCGCAGACACUGCACUGGACACAAUAACAGCGCUGUGUGAUAAUCUGAAGAUCGAACUAUCUCGGAGUGUGGCGUAUCUCGUGGAGGUGCAUGGCGGUGCGUGCGGCUAUCUGAGUGUAGCCACUGCUCUGGCUGUUGGAGCCCUUGAUUGCUACUUCCCUGAAGAAACAGGAGUGCUAUCUCGGCUAACGAGGUCUCUCAAGGCUCUUGGGCUGGCAUUCAAGAAGUCCUCUAUUCCCCAGCUAAUUAUCAGAGGAAACGGAGCAAUGAAGGGAAUAUGCAAUGACACAGCAGCGAGGAUCCUUGAGGUAGAUGGAACAAAAACAUACAUUGUUAGACAGUGUACACUAGGCCAUGUGCAGAAGGGAAAUAAGCCCACAGCUGUGGACAGGCUAAGAGCCGCAAGAACUGCGCUCUUCAUAUUCUCAGCUCCAGCGGGGCACAAAGUCCUGGGAGUUAACAGGUGGACACCCAUGACAACAGAAAUAGAGGCAGCAGUCCUCGAAGUGAACGAAGAAAAAAGAAGACUGAAAAGAGCAGCAUGGCUGGAGAUGGCAAGAACAUACAGAGUGCUAAACUAA